CGCGCGUACUUCUCCAGAAGCAACUAGCUGGCUAGCUAACAAGCUUGUUUUUGUUUACAAGAAUGGCGACCUCCAAGAAAGGGAAGAAAGUUGUUAAUCAAGAGGAACUUCGACGGCUAAUGAGGGAGAAACAAAAGCAAGCCAGUGACAAGAAACGCGUCGAGUCUCCGUUUGCUAAAUACAACAGUCUCGGCCACCUCAGUUGUACCCUGUGCAAUGUGCAGGUGAAGUCCGAACUACUGUGGCCGGCGCAUGUUCUUGGGAAACAGCACAAAGAAAAGGUUGCUGAGCUGAAGGGAGGAAAAACUCAACCGGUGACACCGCAGAGUCAGCCACUGAAGCGGAAAGCACCCGACGACGAGGACGUUAAUGGAAAAAAGGCGAAACCCGCAGCGGCUCCUGGUCAGCCUUCGUUAGGACUGCCAGGAAAUUUCUUUGAGAAACCCAGCGAGAGGGCAGCUACUUCUUCACAGAAGACUGCAGGACUGAGCCUGCUGGCUGGAGUCUAUGAUGAGGACGACGACGAUAAUGAUGGUAAUAAUGAAGCUACUGGGAAGACAGGUGAACAGGUGGCCACACAUCCGCCUGCUCAGAAGGAUGAAGCUGCAGGACUACCAGCUGACUUCUUUGACAGCUCCAUCCCAUCCACGCCUGCAAUCUCCCAUUCAGGCUCCAUCCUCAAAGCAGACGUUCAGGAGAAGAUCCCAGAGAAGAAAGACAACACAGCCGAGGCGCUCCCGGAGGGUUUCUUCGACGAUCCGGUUAGAGAUGCCAAAGUGCGCAAUGUGGACGCUCCUAAGGAUCAAAUGGACAAGGAGUGGGAAGAGUUUCAAAAGGAGAUCCGACAGGUGAACACAAAGUCCGAGGCCAUCGUGGCAGAAGAAGACGAGGAGGGGCGACUUGAACGUCAGAUUGAUGAAAUUGAUGAACAAAUUGAGUGUUACAAGAGGGUGGAACUACUGAGGGACAGACGGGAUGUGGUGAAGAGCAAGUCUCUGCCCAGAAAGCAGGAACAAGUGGACACUGGCGACAGCACUGAAGAAGAGGAGGAGAAUGAAGAGGAGUUGCUGGGGCUUUUGUCACGGGACUGGAGAGCCAAAGGAGCUCUGGCCUGACUUUCUCUUGAAAUGUGUGACUGACCUCAGUUUUAUUCAGAAUAUUGUUAUAGCCUUCCUCAAGGGGGAUGCUAAUGUGUUCCAGUUUCCAAAAACUGUGAAGUUUGUGAAAAUGUCUAUCAAAUCUUUGUCCCUUUGUAUAUUUCAGACUGGAUUGGAUAUAAUUCUAGUAAAAGACUUAAGUGCCAGAGACACAUGAGAAUAGUCACUUUGUCUUAUGACACAAGGGAAACCAACAAUCAAACCUUUAACUGUGUGUUUAUUCAUUGGUGCUCAAACAAAGACAUUCAUAAAAUCUCUCAUUUACAUACAGUAGCAGCAUGGACCCAAAAUCAAUGCAAUGGUGGCCAAAGCCAGCUAACCAAUGUCCCGCAAAAACAAUUAAGUCGCCUACGUUAAGUUAUAAAUAAUGCGUUCAUGUUACAUAAAGGAACAUGCAAAGCACAACAGAAUUAAAAAAUGCAACAUGUUGGAUUAUGCCUGUAAAGCAAUUUUUUUUUUAUCAUCCCAACCCCAUUUACAAGAUAACUGGAUUAGAAUACAUUUUUUACAGCAUACAACAAAGUCUGAAUAUGACAAAUUUAUGAUGUAAGUUCAACAUUAUUAGGCCAUUUAAAUGGCAUUAAAUGAGUCAAGUCCAGAGUGACGAUCAGUGCUUCUUAUACUACCUGUUACAUAUUGUGAGCUAUGUCUUCUGCCUUUCCACUGCAAUUCUACACAGGUAACAUCUAAAUCAUUUUGUUAUUGCUACAUAUGCCUCAUGAGUUACCACUUUAAAAAUCUUUUAAGUGACUUUAAGUGUUUGUAGCCCUUCAAAUCUGCAAAACACCAGGAAAAUGCAUAAAACAGAACCACAGUCACUAUAUAUACAUGUACAGAUGGAUAAUAUACAUGAUCCAAACCAUCUGAAUAAGGUAAAUGAGGAAGGGGAACAAUCAAACUUGUAACCAGCUUAGAAAA
This is a messenger RNA of Oreochromis niloticus (Nile tilapia), 2075 nucleotides long. RefSeq names its product zinc finger protein 830 (gene znf830). The transcript has a single exon. Gene Ontology annotation, cellular component: nucleus; spliceosomal complex. Gene Ontology annotation, molecular function: nucleic acid binding; zinc ion binding. Lineage: Eukaryota; Metazoa; Chordata; Actinopteri; Cichliformes; Cichlidae. Gene Ontology annotation, biological process: mitotic DNA damage checkpoint signaling; mitotic DNA replication checkpoint signaling; nuclear DNA replication. The record is from RefSeq and is a predicted model, not a curated record. Bases 63 to 1115 code for a protein of 350 amino acids.